Messenger RNA from Varanus komodoensis (Komodo dragon), 1626 nucleotides. RefSeq names its product netrin G1 (gene NTNG1). Gene Ontology annotation, molecular function: cell-cell adhesion mediator activity. The transcript is spliced from 7 exons. Lineage: Eukaryota; Metazoa; Chordata; Lepidosauria; Squamata; Varanidae. The record is from RefSeq and is a predicted model, not a curated record. The coding region runs from base 1 to 1626 and encodes 541 amino acids.
AUGUAUUUGUCAAGAUUCUUGUCGCUCCAUGCCCUUUGGGUUACUGUGUCCUCAGUGAUGCAGCACUAUCCUUCAGUGUGGGGACAUUAUGAUGUGUGUAAGACGCAGAUUUACACAGAUGAAGGGAAGUUUUGGGAUUACACAGCCUGUCAGCCAGAAGCCAUAGAUAUGAUGAAAUAUGUGAAAGUAAACCUGGAUCCACCUAAUAUAACAUGUGGAAAUCCACCGGAGACCUUCUGUGGAACGGGGAAUCCCUACAUGUGCAAUGAGUGUGAUGCCACCAUUGAUGAACUGGCACAUCCACCUGAAUUGAUGUUUGAUCCCGAAGGAAGGCAUCCCUACACCUUUUGGCAGUCUACCACGUGGAAGGGUUACCCAAAGCCUCUCCAGGUGAACAUCACCCUGUAUUGGAACAAAACCAUUGAGCUAACGGACAACAUAGUCAUCACCUUUGAAUCCGGCCGGCCAGACCUAAUGAUCUUGGAGAAGUCCCUGGACUAUGGUCGGACGUGGCAACCCUACCAGUAUUAUGCUACAGACUGUUUAAAUGCUUUCAACAUGGAACCAAAAACGGUGAGGGAUUUAUCCCAACAAACAGUUCUAGAAAUCAUUUGCACAGAAGAAUAUUCUAUGGGGUACAUGGCAAACAGUAAAAUCCUCCACUUUGAGAUUAAGGAUCGAUUUGCUUUUUUUGCCGGGCCUCGGCUUCAUAAUAUGGCUUCUCUCUAUGGGCAGCUUGACACAACCAAGAACCUAAGAGAUUUCUUUACUGUCACAGACUUGAGGAUAAGACUGCUCAGGCCAGCGACAGGGGAAAUAUAUGUGGAACCACAACACUUGACACGCUACUUUUAUGCCAUCUCAGACAUAAGAGUAGUUGGAAGGUGCAAGUGUAACCUUCACGCCACUGGCUGCAGAGAAGAAAACAAAAAAUUGUUAUGCGAAUGUGAGCACAAUACAACUGGGCCAGACUGUGGGAAGUGCAAGAAGAACUAUCAGGGACGGCCCUGGAGUGCAGGCUCCUAUCUCCCUAUUCCCAAGGGCACCGCAAAUAUCUGUAUGCCCAGUAUUCUCAGCAUUGGUAACUGUGAAUGCUUCGGCCACUCCAACCGGUGCAGUUACAUCGAUCUGCUCAGUACAUUCAUUUGUGUGAGCUGUAAACACAACACUAGAGGGCAGCACUGUGAGUUGUGCAGGCUGGGCUACUACAGAAAUGCUUCUGCAAAGCUGGACGAUGAAAAUAUAUGCAUAGAGUGUAAUUGUAACCGUAUUGGCUCAGUCCAUGAUCGCUGUAAUGAAAAAGGAAUUUGUGAGUGUAAGCAGGGAACGACAGGGCCUAAGUGUGAUAAGUGUCUGCAGGGAUAUGAAUGGCACAACCAGGGUUGUCAAUCAAACAUAUGUGACAAUGAACUUCAGAUUUGCCAGAAUGGAGGGACGUGCCACAACAACAUGCGCUGUGUGUGCCCGCCAGCCUACACAGGUGUAUUAUGUGAGAAGCGGAAGUGCGACAUGGAUACGGAUGCUUGCAAUGGAAGCUCUGGACAAGAGGCAGCAUCAAUGCCACAUCUGACACUUCUAUUGCCACUGAUUGCACCAUUAGGAUUAAGUGGGGUUUUUGUAUUCUAG